ACCCAAGCAUGCUGAGAAAAGCAUAUAUUGAAAACUACACUGUUUAUCUCAUGUGGGACAUUCACACCCUCAUGAAUUUCAUAUGUAAAUACGGAACUCUGUCACUAGGAGAUUUUGAAUAUAUACAACUUAUACAGAAACCUGAGGUUGAUGUUUUUACUGAAAAUGUGGGCUUCUGCUUUGUGGAUGGUGUGUAUUAGCUUGCUGUUCAGCACCUCUCUAAGCUGCUUUCAGUGCUUUGUUGCUGUGGAAGACAGCCUUCGCCUCUGUUGGGGCCACAUUUUGACUGAAUACAACAUUAGAAACGUUGAUUCCUGCUUCGUGAAACUGGACAGUAUCUUCAACAACAACGACAGAGUAAUCAAGGCUGGCAGAGUAGGGAAAGGCUAUGACAUUCAGCUGAAGGAAAUUCUGGAUUCAGAGAUCCUGCCCAUGGUAAAGGAGUUCGACCAAAAACUUAAUUAUGACACAGUGUAUGAGGAAAGGUUGCAGACAGCGGCAGACAAUUUCAUUGCAGCUGCUUCCAAACUGCCUAGAGUCUCUGGAUGUGUCCCUCCAUGCGGCUUUCAGAGUGCAGGUGCUGAAUACAACUGUAUUACCUGCCAGUACGACUCCUGUGAAUUCCCUCUCGACUGUCCAGUUGAAGAAAUUAAAGUAAUGGAGAACAGCAGGACCCGCAUGUGGUGCAAUGUGCCAUUUGACUUGCCUAAUGAUAUCGAGAUCAUCUGGAGGUUUGCAGAGGAGGUGAACACUCAGCAGGUAGAUCAGUUUAAGGACAUGACUGCUGGGGUGGACAGCCUAUACUCUAUCCCUUCAGCCAGCUUGCAGCAUCAAGGCACCUACCAGUGUGAGAUCUACUCAGACCAGCGCUCCAUUGUCAGACUGUACUACUAUCUAACAGUGACCCCCCAGGUUGAGGCAGGCCACACAGAGCUGCAGGAGAUAUUCGACCUGUCUCUUCUCCCAGGAGGGUCAUUACUCCCUGCGCCUCCCCCCUCCCUUCACCUCCCCCCUCCACCACAGCUUCUCAUCGCCUGUUUAACUGCCUUGCUGCUGCUGCUCUUCUUUUCCCUGGGGACUUUAUACUGGUCGUCAAUACUGAAGGAAAGAGACGAUGCUGAAUCAGCAGGGGUUGAAGAUUUAAGGCCCUGA
This is a messenger RNA of Sphaeramia orbicularis (orbiculate cardinalfish), 1152 nucleotides long. RefSeq names its product sperm acrosome associated 6 (gene spaca6). Lineage: Eukaryota; Metazoa; Chordata; Actinopteri; Kurtiformes; Apogonidae. The coding region runs from base 151 to 1152 and encodes 333 amino acids. The record is from RefSeq and is a predicted model, not a curated record. Gene Ontology annotation, biological process: fusion of sperm to egg plasma membrane involved in single fertilization. The transcript has 9 exons.